Messenger RNA from Dictyostelium purpureum, 2148 nucleotides. RefSeq lists its product as uncharacterized. The record is from RefSeq and is a predicted model, not a curated record. Gene Ontology annotation, cellular component: integrator complex. The transcript has 2 exons. NCBI's taxonomy places the organism in Eukaryota, Evosea, Eumycetozoa, Dictyosteliales, Dictyosteliaceae. Gene Ontology annotation, biological process: snRNA 3'-end processing. The coding region runs from base 1 to 2148 and encodes 715 amino acids.
AUGGCUAUUAUAUUGUUAUUAGAUUUAUCAUUGUCGAUGGCACAAUCAAUAUUUAGAAUCAAUACAGAUCCAAAUAGCUAUUAUGAAGAACCACCAGAAAUUGCCAAUAAAAGAUUUUUAGAUUAUUUUAAAUCAGCAAUACAUUAUUUAAUAGAAGGCACCAAAGAGAAAACAAGUGAUUAUAUGCUAGAUCCCAUCGCUUUAAUAACAUACUCAACAGAGGUAAAUGUAUUGUUACCAUUUAGCAGAGAUUUUAAUAAUUUCUUGGAUGAAUUUAUAAACUUGGAUAUCAGAUUAGGCGCCAAAACCAAUCUUUUAACUGCCUUAGAAAGAACUGUCGAAAUUAUUCAAAAUCAAUUUGGAAAUUCAAGUGGUAUAUCAAAUGAAAUAUUUAUAUUUACUGAUCAAUGCACAUCUUUUGACACGGAUAGUAAAAUUUAUGAAAGCCUAAUAGAUUUUCAGUUUCCAUUUGUUCAUCAAUUUCAUUUCUUUUCAAUUUGCAUACAUGAAGACCACUAUUCCCACAACAAAAAAUAUUUAACAGAAAUAGAGAACCAAAUUGACGACAAAUAUAUUGCAAGCAAAUUACAAAAGAACCAGCUAAAACUAUUCAAGAAUAAUGAUUAUAAUGCGAUUAUCAAUGAUAAUUUCAAGGGCACAAUAGACAUCAUUAAAAUUUCAAAAGAUCUCGUAAAAACAAAUAUAAACAACAUCGAUCAUACUGGCGCCAGAAUAAAAGGCGAAUUGCAAAGCAUAAUGGAAAAAAUUAUAAAUUUCACUUUCCCAAUUUAUAAAAGUGUUUUAGCAUUUGGUAGAUUAAGCACCCCACUAUCAUUUUAUCCCUCACCAAUAACCUUAUUAAACUUUUUAAAUAAUAUUGAAUCAGAAAAUAGCAACAAUGCAAUUUCAUCAGUAACAAAUUUGAAUAGUAAUAAUAGUGGUAUAAUAAUACAACCCUCUUCCACAACUCCAACCACUACUAAUACCACAACCACAACCACCAAUCCAUCAGCAUCCAAUUUAUCAUCAACACAACCAGCAUAUAAAACAUUAAUGUCGUUAUCGAUCGUUGGAUUCUUACCUAACAAAUCAAUCUAUAAUACACCAGCUUUAUCAAGAUAUUUAAUUAUUCCAUUGGUCUCUGACUCAUCGAAUGGCAAUAGUUUACCUCCAUUUUGUUCAGUGCUUUUAAGUAUACUCAGAAGCGAAAACGUUACAGCAUUGGUUUAUAUUCAAGAGGGAUGGUAUGGUAUGAUUAUUCCCACAUUUGAUAGCGAUGUUCCAAUUUUAUCGCUGUGUGUAUUUGAACCGGGAAUUGAUUUACCAUAUUUAACAAAUGAUUUGGAUAGUUUUGAAAUUGGUAAUCUAAACGACUUUUUCCAACAUCAACUACAACAUAUUCAACAAAUACAACAACAUCAACAGUAUGUAAACUCAUUGGCCCAAGUAAAACCACCUCCACUCCAACCAUUCUCCGAACCACAAUCAAUAUAUCCUUUAUCAUACAACACAGUUGCUGAUUUUAACGGUAUAAAUUUCAUUAAGAGCGAUACAAUUCAAAAUGAAUUUACCAAAAUAAGCAGAUUGUUUAAAUCAUUACCACAAAAAUUAGAAUCAUUAAUAAUAGAAUGUGAAAAAAUUAGAGUUUUAGCAUUACUUUACCAACCAAAUCUAACAAAGGUAUUAUUAGCAUUAGUAAUUGACGAAUUCAAAUCCUUGAAAAAUCCAGAUGAAAAAACAUUUUGUUAUGUAAACGAAUUGGUAUUUUUUUUAGAGAACCCAACCGAACCAAUUAACGCCAACUCAUUAACCCAUUCAUUAUCGAUGAGACAGCAACAACAACAGCAACUACAACAACACCAACAACAACAACAACAACAACAACAACAGCAACAGCAACAGCAACAACAACAACAACAACAACACCAUCAACAACAACACCAUCAACAACAACACCAACAACACCAACAACACCAACAACAACACCAUCAACAACAACAACACCAUCAACAACAACAACACCAUCAACAUAAAAAUUAUCAACAACAACACCAUCAACAACAACAACAACAGCAACAGCAACCACAACAAGCCGGAAGAAGUAAGAAAUCAAAACAAAGUUUAUUUAAUAACAUAUUAAAUAAUUAA